Messenger RNA from Ictalurus furcatus (blue catfish), 2500 nucleotides. It is a transcript of the gene mtmr14, whose product is annotated as myotubularin related protein 14. The record is from RefSeq and is a predicted model, not a curated record. The transcript is spliced from 18 exons. Gene Ontology annotation, biological process: dephosphorylation. Gene Ontology annotation, molecular function: phosphatidylinositol-3-phosphate phosphatase activity. NCBI's taxonomy places the organism in Eukaryota, Metazoa, Chordata, Actinopteri, Siluriformes, Ictaluridae. The coding region runs from base 773 to 2497 and encodes 574 amino acids.
UUGUGAUUGACAGGAUGACGUCAACAUGAGGAAGUGCCGAUCACGUGAGCGCGUCAGUUUCCUGUUUACUACUCGCUGCCGUUCCAUGUCUGCUACUCGGAUUGCAACAGUUUGAACGACCGGAGUUUUACUGUAGGAGCUCAACGCUGCUUUGCUGGUGUGUUUUCCGCACCAGUGACCGUUCUGCCAUGGUAUACUAAUUUGAACAGCGUCGCAAUAUUUAGAUUUUAAUUGAAAAAUGAAGACGUGACAUUGAAGAACGUGACCAGGCCAGGAGUCCUCUGGGUUUCCUAAGUGAAGUGUCCGUUAUUGGGUCGGGUUGAGGUGUGGAUAUUCGGACUAAGAAAUUAUGAAACUGCUCAGUGGACGAGAAGCUUCGUGUUCAAGCAAAGCCGCUGUCUUCUGUUGUGAACGGACAAAUCUGACAGCUUGCUAGCUUUGCUUUUGUCGGACUGUUUACGUGUUGUUGUAACACGAGCCUGUGAAAGGCUUUAGCUCGUAAGCUAGGUUGUGUAGCUUCGUGGUUCCCCCCACCCAUAUUAGUCCCUGUCACUGAGACUGAGUAGUUAACUAGCUCACUCGGCUAGUUAACUUACCAGCCGGUACCCUGAACUCUCGACGUCUCCCCGGCUCCGGCCCCCUGAAGCGGGCAGUGAGGAAAAAGCUGGCCGGGAAGGGAUGGCCUGGAGGCGGCUCCCGGCCUCACGGAGCGGCGCUGUUUGAGGGAGGUCGAGUUCGCAUCGAGCACGAGGCGACGGGCCGCGGAGCGGUGAUGGCCACCGGCAGCUUGAGUGCUUCUGGGGCAACAGCGCGGAAGAGCGAGGACAUAGCAGAUCUAAUAGACCUGUUUUCCAAGAAUCAGUACAGAGCGAAGGAGGUAACCCCACAGGUGGAGAGAAUAGAGAAGCGAUGCCUGGAACUGUUUGGCCGUGACUACAAGUACUGUGUGAUCCAGAACAGCAAUGGGGAGGUGUGCGGCCACUACCCUCGCCACAUUGUCUACUUGGAGUAUGAAUGCACCGAGCCCAAUAAAGAAAGUUUUGAGAGUACAGUGCAAAUCAACAAGUUGCAGGAUCUGGUGAACCGCAGUAAGAUGGCCCGUUGUAGAGGGAGAUUUGUCUGUCCAGUCAUCCUCUACAAUGGCAAGCAUGUGUGCCGGUCAUCCACGCUGGCAGGCUGGGGGGAAUUAUAUGGACGCACUGGUUACAACUACAUCUUCUCAGGGGGCUCUGAUGACACAUGGGCAGAAUCAGAAGAAGUCCCAGAGGAUGAUUCUGCUGUCCGGAAUGGAGAUUCACAACUGUUUGAUAAAGUGAGGGGUUCAGACAUUAAGUUGCUGAAGUAUCUGUCUGUGCGCUACAUCUGUGACCUUAUGGUGGAGAAUAAGAAGGUCAAGUUUGGCCUCAAUGUCACCUCCUCUGAGAAGGUAGACAAGGCCCAGCGGUAUGCAGACUUCACCUUGCUCUCUGUGCCUUACCCAGGGUGUGAGUUCUUUAAGGACUACAAAGACAGAGACUACACCGCUGAGGGACUGGUCUUCAACUGGAAUCAGGACUUUGUGGAUGCUCCUUUGACAAUCCCUGCAUGCUUUACGAAGAACCUGAAUAUUGACUGGAGUGAAUAUCAGUCAUGGGACCUGGUGCAACAGACACAGAAUUAUCUGAAGCUGCUUCUGCACAUCAUCAACAGUGAUGAUGAAAGUGGUUUGUUGGUGCACUGUAUAUCAGGGUGGGACAGAACUCCACUCUUUGUGUCACUCCUCAGACUCUCACUGUGGGCUGAUGGUGCUGUUCAUGCAAGCCUGGAGCCAGAUGAGAUACUCUAUCUGACCAUCGCCUAUGACUGGUUCCUCUUUGGUCACAUGCUGCCUGAUCGUCUCUCUAAAGGAGAGGAAAUUUUCUUUUUUUGCUUCAAUUUUUUGAAGCACAUUGUGUCUGAGAAUUUCUCAGUCAUUAGGAAACCGAGGAGGAAAAACUCUCAGUUCAAAGACACUGAUUUCACAGUGGAUGACCUCUGUCAGCUAAAGUCCAAGGACAGGGGUAGUAUGACCAGUUUGAGUAGCGAUUUCUCUUUAAUCACUGAGGAUACAGCUGCUCCCUCCAGUCUGUCUGCUGAGCCUGUGGAUCUGAACUCUAGCGGAAGAAAAGCUAUGACCUCGUCUCCUCAGACAGUGCUUUGGAACCGCUCAGUCCCAUUUGAGGAGCGACUACCUCAUCCACUAACAGAGGGCAGGUCCUCAAGCUCAUCGUCCUCCAACCACUCAGAGCAGGGUUUUAUCCAUACAGGGAGCAGCCCAUUGGCUGUGCCGGGGAGAAGGUGUACAUUUGUAUCCGAGAGGCAGGCUCGGCUGGAGGCAGUAAGAGAGUUGUUCCUGGCAGCUUACAGCUCCACAGUGGGGCUGAAGUCCUCCUUUCCAAGUCCAUCUGGAGCAAUCUCUGGUCUGCUGGAGCAGUUUGCUCGUGGUGUUGGCCUCCGAGGCACCAACGCCAUUGUCUGAACU